AUGAAUAUCGCUAGACGACUCGUGAGCAAGAAGAAAAAGAGGUACACCGAAGGCGGCUUUGAUUUGGACUUGACAUAUGUCACUCCAAAUAUUAUUGCGAUGGGAUUUCCAAGCGUCGGAAAGGAAGCUCUCUUUAGAAAUCCAAUGGAAGAAGUACAACGAAUGUUAAAAAGAAAUCAUGGUGAGCACUAUAAGGUCUAUAAUUUGUGUUCUGAAAAAACCUAUGAACCAUCUUCUUUUGAUGGACGAGUCGAGAGAUUUCCAUUUGAUGAUCACAAUGCUCCACCUUUUGAAAUCAUGUUACCAUGUUGUAGAAGUAUGGAUGAGUGGUUGAAACAAGAUUCAAGAAACGUUGCCAUUAUUCACUGUAAAGCUGGAAAGGGAAGAACUGGAACCAUGAUUUGUGCCUAUCUUCUCUACUGUGGUGCUCAUAAAACACCAGAAUCCAGUAUGGAUUUUUAUGCCGAUUCAAGAACUCGGAACAAGGAAGGAGUGACCAUUCCCUCCCAGAGACGUUACGUCCAUUAUUUCUUUGAAUAUUUGAAAAAUGGAAUUCAAUAUCCAAGACCUAAUCUAUCUCUCUAUUUGGAUUUAAUGAUUUUAUUGAAUCCACCUCAAUCUAUUCUAGGUGGAACAUUUAAACUUGUGAUUAAUGACAAGGAUGGAAAUACAAUAUUUUCAUACAAGUAUAAAUCUAAAAAAGAAAGUGAUACCAUCAUUACCAUUCCAUUAUUAACCUCACAUAAUAGCAAGAGAAUACCCUUAACAGGAGAUUUGAAAGUAUUGUUUUAUGAAAUUAAUUUAACCACUUCCAAACAAUUAUUCCAUUUUUGGGUGAACACAUUCUUUUGUCCUCAGAAUAAUAUUGUAGUAUUACAGAAAAUUGAAAUUGACAAGAUUAGUCGAAAGAGUACCUUUCCCGAAGAUUUUAGACUCGAGUUACAAUUCAGUGAGGCUCCACCAAGUGAAGUUGAGGCUUAUUUUUUAUCCCAAAGAAAACUCCUCAAGAACAAUAGUCCAUCUUUGGGCUUUAAAAAAUCGCAACUCACUCCGACCACUACUACAGCGACCACUGCAGCAGCAUCGUCGAGUCCUUCCUUGCUCAUGGGUGCAACUACAGUUCCACAUGUUGUUCAUGGAAUUGGCGCUCUCUCAAAGAAUCAUCCCUCCUAUUCAAGCAAUAAUGAAAACAAUGAAACCGUGGACUCGAACAAUUCAGAAGAGAAUGGUGUAGAAGAUGAUGAAGAUUGUGAGGAAGAAGAGGAUGAUUCAUGUACUCCAUUAUCCUCAUGUAUGAUUGGUGAAGACGAUGAUGAAGCCAUGAAUGCAGAAGAUGCCGAUGCUUACUCUUCUGGAUGUGAAUAUAAUGAUGGAUAUCUCGAUGAGGAAGAUUUUGUACAAAAAUUAGAAUUGAAGUAUAAUCAAAUGAGAAAUAAUUAG
Messenger RNA from Naegleria lovaniensis, 1440 nucleotides. RefSeq lists its product as uncharacterized. The transcript has 6 exons. The record is from RefSeq and is a predicted model, not a curated record. Gene Ontology annotation, biological process: negative regulation of cell population proliferation; phosphatidylinositol 3-kinase/protein kinase B signal transduction; regulation of phosphatidylinositol 3-kinase/protein kinase B signal transduction. Gene Ontology annotation, cellular component: plasma membrane; cytosol; cell projection. NCBI's taxonomy places the organism in Eukaryota, Heterolobosea, Eutetramitea, Acrasida, Naegleriidae. The coding region runs from base 1 to 1440 and encodes 479 amino acids. Gene Ontology annotation, molecular function: phosphatidylinositol-3,4,5-trisphosphate 3-phosphatase activity; protein tyrosine phosphatase activity.